AUGGACCCAAAUAGUCCCUCUCUGACAGAGAUUGAUUUGAGAGAGGCUAUGAAGAAACAAAACGACAAUGCUCUGUUCCUUACAGGGAAAGUAAUCGAUACAACAAAAGCAAAAAGCUCUAACUUCGUCUUCUCUCCGGCAUCAAUAAAUUCAGCGAUCAUAAUGUUCUCAGCUGGUCCCGAAGGUGACAUAGAUGCCGGUGGAAUCCUCUCCUACAUGAGAUCUUCUUCAGUCGAAGAGCUCAAAGCCGUUUUCAGUGAAAUCUCCUCCGUUGUUUUCGCCAACAAUAGCUCAAGCGACGGCCCAAAAAUCUCUAACACACAUCUAAGCUCAUUUUCAUGGUAA
Molecule: messenger RNA, 345 nt
Organism: Arabis nemorensis
Lineage: Eukaryota; Viridiplantae; Streptophyta; Magnoliopsida; Brassicales; Brassicaceae
Source: the annotation of a GenBank genome assembly